GAGGAGGAAGAGGGGAGGUGACGAGGCAAGAAAGAGGCCGGCUGGCCAAAAAAACAACUCUGCAUUGACAGAGAGAUUAAAUGUAACUGAAAUGUUGCUGAAAUGUUGGUGUGAAAUGCUAUGGGUGCUAUUUUGGAGAUGCUGCCAUAAACUAGGAUAAUUUAUUGGUUUUCACCACGCAUACAGACAUCAUUAUGGGCCAGCUGUUGUCAUCAGAAGAAGAGAUUGCUCAAGUGAAGGAUGCAAUUGGUUCUCUCCUCUACGACGCCAUGUUGGAAGGCGGUGCCAUACCUGACCUCGGAGUCGUCCACCCUCUCCUCCUAGCCAAUAACGAUGAGGGCUCUGACUCCCCGGCCAGCCUCCAGGAACAACUGCAACAGCUGAAGGGCGACAUUGAGAACAGGGCGCCGACCUACCUGAGGGAUCUGAUCGGCCGAUUGUCAAGCUUCUCAGAUGAGCCCCGCCUGGCCGGCCUGGUGGGAUUAGUGGUUACUAUGGUGAUGGACAUGGCCUACACAUCAUCAAAGCAGUCAUCAGGUGUGAAAGGGAAGUCAGCGGGGUCAUCAUCAUGCCAGCAGAGAGUCUCGGAGCUCCAGGAGGUGAUGGAGGAGUACCUGAAGCGCUGUAGGAUCAACCUAAGUGACAAAAGCAGGCUGAUCCAGGACUCCAUCAGACUUGAGGCCCAGCUUAGCCUCAUCCUUACACAGCUGAAGGCCUGUCUGCUGGGGGGAGACUGUGACUCCAGGUCUCUGAGACACUGGGCCAGUGGAGCGGCAUUUGACACCCAGGUGUUGGGUCACCUAGCUGGUCUUGAGGGUCAGGCAGAGCCUCUGGCUGCAAGGGCAGCACUGGAGCAAUACAAGGAAGAUCUCGCACAGAUUAUACCUGCUUACAGGCGUUAUAAGACCAGUACUGUGUGUGUUGGGAAAUGUCGAGGGGGUCUUCUAGCAUCAUGUGACACCUCCAGCGAGGUGCCAGAGGAGGGAUCCAUGACGGGACUCACUGUGACAGACAGAGAGACCGGAAAGAGUGUGACCAUCCCUCUAUCUGCCAUGGAGAUAGAGACAGAUGCUGCCAUAAACUAG
This is a messenger RNA of Micropterus dolomieu (smallmouth bass), 1085 nucleotides long. RefSeq lists its product as uncharacterized. NCBI's taxonomy places the organism in Eukaryota, Metazoa, Chordata, Actinopteri, Centrarchiformes, Centrarchidae. The coding region runs from base 195 to 1085 and encodes 296 amino acids. The record is from RefSeq and is a predicted model, not a curated record. The transcript has 7 exons.